AUGCGAGAAAAACUGCUGCAGUUGAGAAACAGCUUAGAGGGUAUUAUUCCCGACGAGUUGAACACAGAUUUCAACCUUAACCGAUGGCUUACGGCAUACGACCAGGAUGUCCAAAAGUGCACUACUAAGUUCAAAGAAUAUCUCAGUUUAAGAAAGUCGUUAGGCCACGACAGACCGUCCUCUACCAACGAUUUUUAUUUACGUGAUGACGUGCAAAAAUAUGGACGAUUUCUUACUCAGUCUCGAAUCAAUUUAGAAUGGAUUAAUGACAAAGAUAAUGGUCUCGUGUUUGUUGAAAUGCCUUUUGAAGAACCUAAAAAGAUAAUCAAGGCAAUCCGAGUUGGAGACUAUGUCAAACUGUUCUUUGGAUACUGCGAGACAUUCCAAAACGCAGUUUUGGAGCAUGAAAAAAAAACUGGAAAACCAUCAUAUGGAAUCUGUAUUUAUGACCAGAAAAAUAUGUCUUACACACCUUAUCUGAACCCACUUAGUCCAGUUAACAAAAUGCUUUCGGUUGUUGCAGUGCUUCUACCAGCUAAAGUUCACAAUCGUUUCUCCUUCGCCAAAACAUUCCCCGAUCAACUUCUCCCUUAUCUAUCAUUAUCUGCGAUUCCAAUAGCUUACGGAGGCAAAUACCAACCAAAAUCAGACUUACCAAACGGAUGCAAUCGGGCAUCAAAAAUCUUAGAAAAUGAUAUCCAGGAAAGCGGACAGAUUUGGAAUGAACACAGCAUAAAGCCACACUAUCACUCGCAUACUGUUGCUCCUGGAGAAACCGAAGUUUUAAGCUUCUCCAUUAAAAAUAGUCAAAUUUUGCUUUAUGAAUAUAAAGCAAAAUCUGAUGCUGAAAUUUGGGUUAGCCAAGAUUCUGUUGCUCUAACUCCUCGAUUCAAGUUUUCGACACCGUAUCUAUCUGAAGAGGGGAAAGUAACGCCAAUUUCCGAUGGCAAUAUCAACAUUUCGAUGACCAACUGUAGCCGAAUUUUUCCACUUAAAAUCGAAAUUGCUGUCAGUGUUGUUCCUAAAACCUAA
This is a messenger RNA of Enterobius vermicularis (human pinworm), 1032 nucleotides long. The record is from the annotation of a GenBank genome assembly. Lineage: Eukaryota; Metazoa; Nematoda; Chromadorea; Rhabditida; Oxyuridae.